Knipowitschia caucasica is the source of this 2589-nucleotide messenger RNA. The record is from the annotation of a GenBank genome assembly. NCBI's taxonomy places the organism in Eukaryota, Metazoa, Chordata, Actinopteri, Gobiiformes, Gobiidae.
AUGGAAUGCAGCGUCCUGUUUCGUGCAGAUUUUGAGUCACUGAUUUGGAGCUGCUUCACACACCUCACGGUCAUGGCGAAGUUCAAUGCCCCUGUCAUUCAGGACAACCCGUCUGGAUGGGGUCCCUGUGCUGUCCCAGAGAAGUUCAAGGAUAUGCCCUACCAGCCCUUCAGCAAAGGAGACCGACUGGGGAAGGUGGCGGAUUGGACUGGAGCAACAUAUCAGGACAAGAGAUACACAAAUAAGUAUUCGUCUCAGUUUGGAGGCGGGAGUCAGUAUGCGUAUUUCCAUGAAGAAGACGAGACGAGCUUCCAGCUGGUGGACACUGCAAAGACCCAGAAGACUGCCUACCAGAGGAACCGCAUGAGAUUCGCUCAGAGAAACUUGCGUCGAGACAAAGAUCGUAGGAACCUGACCCAGUUCAACAUGCAGACGCUGCCGAAGAGCGCCAAGCAGAAGGAGAGAGAUCGCAUGCGGCUGCAGAAGAAGUUUCAGAAGCAGUUUGGAGUCCGUCAGAAAUGGGACCAGAAAUCCCAGUUGAAGCCCCGGGACUCUUCUGUGGAGGUGCGGAGCGACUGGGAGGUCAAAGAGGAGAUGGACUUCCCCCGACUCAUGAAGAUGCGAUACAUGGAGGUGGCUGACCCUACGGACAUUGAGUGCUGUGGAGCCGUGGAGUACUACGACAAGGCCUUCGACCGCAUCACCACCCGAAAUGAAAAGCAGCUCAAAAGCAUCAAGAGGAUUUUCCACACGGUCACCACCACCGACGACCCCGUCAUCCGCAAGCUGGCAAAGACUCAGGGAAACGUGUUUGCCACUGACGCCAUCUUGGCCACUCUGAUGUGCUGCACGCGCUCCGUAAACUCCUGGGACAUCAUCGUGCAGCGAGUCGGAAACAAGCUGUUCUUCGACAAGAGGGACAACUCCGACUUUGAUUUACUGACUGUGAGCGAAACCGCCAACGAGCCUCCGCAGGACGAGGGAAACUCCUUCAACUCUCCCAGAAACCUGGCCAUGGAGGCGACCUACAUCAACCACAACUUCAGCCAGCAGUGUCUGCGCAUGGGAGGAGAACGCCACAAGUUCCCAAACCCCAAUCCUUUUGUGGAGGAGGAUAUGGACAAGAGUGAGGUGGCCUCUGUUGCGUACAGGUACCGCCACUGGAAGCUGGGGGAGGACAUCGACCUGAUCGUUCGCUGCGAACACGACGGCGUAAUGACCGGCGCCAACGGAGAGGUGUCCUUCAUCAACGUCAAGACCCUGAACGAGUGGGACUCCCGGCACUGUAACGGAGUGGACUGGCGUCAAAAGCUGGACUCUCAGCGAGGAGCCGUUCUGGCCACGGAGUUGAAGAACAACAGCUACAAACUGGCGCGCUGGACCUGCUGCGCUAUGCUAGCCGGGUCCGAGUAUCUCAAACUGGGGUACGUGUCCCGUUACCACGCCAAAGAUUCAGCGCGUCACGUGAUCCUGGGCACGCAGCAGUUCAAGCCCAACGAGUUCGCCAGCCAGAUCAACCUGAGCAUGGAGAACGCCUGGGGCAUCCUGCGCUGCGUCAUCGACAUCUGCCGCAAACUGGACGAGGGCAAAUACCUCAUCCUCAAGGACCCCAACAAGGUGAGUGACCCCCCCCCCCCCCCCCCACUACUGCAAUCACUGCCCCCUUACCGCCCAGCCACUGUCCCUUACCGCCCAGCCACUGUCCCUUACCCCCCAGCCACUGUCCCUUACCCCCCAGCCACUGUCCCUUACCGCCCAGCCACUGUCCCUUACCGCCCAGCCACUGUCCCUUACCGCCCAGCCACUGUCCCUUACCGCCCAGCCACUGUCCCUUACCGCCCAGCCACUGUCCCUUACCCCCCAGCCACUGCCCCUUACCCCCCAGCCACUGCCCCUUACCCCCCAGCCACUGUCCCUUACCCCCCAGCCACUGCCCCUUACCCCCCAGCCACUGCCCCUUACCGCCCAGCCACUGUCCCUUACCCCCCAGCCACUGCCCCUUACCCCCCAGCCACUGCCCCUUACCGCCCAGCCACUGUCCCUUACCCCCCAGCCACUGUCCCUUACCCCCCAGCCACUGUCCCUUACCCCCCAGCCACUGUCCCUUACCCCCCAGCCACUGUCCCUUACCCCCCAGCCACUGUCCCUUACCCCCCAGCCACUGCCCCUUACCCCCCAGCCACUGUCCCUUACCCCCCAGCCACUGCCCCUUACCCCCCAGCCACUGUCCCUUACCCCCCAGCCACUGUCCCUUACCCCCCAGCCACUGUCCCUUACCCCCCAGCCACUGUCCCUUACCCCCCAGCCACUGCCCCUUACCCCCCAGCCACUGCCCCUUACCCCCCAGCCACUGCCCCUUACCCCCCAGCCACUGCCCCUUACCCCCCAGCCACUGCCCCUUACCGCCCAGCCACUGUCCCUUACCCCCCAGCCACUGUCCCUUACCCCCCAGCCACUGUCCCUUACCCCCCAGCCACUCAAGUGAUCCGGGUCUACAGCCUUCCCGACGGAACUUUCAGCUCUGACGAAGAAGAGGAGGAAGAGGAGGAUGAGGAAGACGAGGAAGAAGAAGAUGAAGAAAACAUCUGA